Messenger RNA from Cavia porcellus (domestic guinea pig), 926 nucleotides. It is a transcript of the gene Mrps12, whose product is annotated as mitochondrial ribosomal protein S12. The coding region runs from base 224 to 643 and encodes 139 amino acids. The transcript is spliced from 3 exons. Gene Ontology annotation, cellular component: small ribosomal subunit; ribosome. Gene Ontology annotation, biological process: translation. Gene Ontology annotation, molecular function: structural constituent of ribosome. The record is from RefSeq and is a predicted model, not a curated record. NCBI's taxonomy places the organism in Eukaryota, Metazoa, Chordata, Mammalia, Rodentia, Caviidae.
GGAAGGGGCUGGAGACAGGAUGCAGAUUGUCUUCAGACCUUACUAGGGUCGGUGAGGACGGUGGGAUAUUCUGGUGCUUCAGAUCUCCCCUGCCUUCACCCCAGUUCCUUCUUUUCUCAUGUAUGCAGGCAGGACCGAUACGUACCCAGAGCUUAGUUAGAGCGAGGCCAACUUUGCGGAGUGUUCCUAUUAGUAACAUAAAAGGGACACACCAAGAGACGGGAUGACCUGGUCUGGCCUUCUCCAUGGCCUCAACACGUCCCUAAGUCAUGGCCUGGCCCUGGUUCCCCAGCUCUGGGCCACUCGCUCCAUGGCUACCCUGAAUCAGAUGCAUCGCCUGGGGCCCCCCAAGCGGCCUCCCAAGCAUCUGGGCCCCACAGAGGGCCGGCCGCAGCUGAAGGGCAUAGUCUUGCGCACGUUUAUCCGCAAGCCCAAGAAGCCCAACUCAGCCAACCGCAAGUGCUGCCGUGUGCGGCUCAGCACUGGCCGUGAAGCUGUCUGCUUCAUUCCCGGGGAGGGCCACAACCUUCAGGAGCACCAUGUGGUCCUCGUGGAGGGUGGCCGUACCCAGGACUUGCCCGGGGUCAAGCUCAAAGUUGUGCGGGGCAAGUAUGACUGUGGCCAUGUGCAGAAGAAGAAAUGACCAGUGUGUGCAGUGGCCCGGACUCCCUGCAGAAAAAGAACCUGGAUCUCCAGCUUCUGGCUCCUGGCUCCUGGCUCUGGCAGUUCCUUCACAAACCUGAGUCCCGCCUCUUCUGUCAGAACCCCCUUCAGCUCAUGUGGGUUCUUGGGGUAGAUCAGAAAAAGGUCCCCCAUAAUACCCUUGGGAUCAGAGUUGAUUGCUGGCAUGAGGGGUCUCUUCUGCUGGGACAAGAUGCCGCGCCACUGUUGACUGGGAGGGGUUGUAAUAAAUGCAUAGAUCCUGA